AUGGGUUUGAGCUUGUUGCAGGGUAUGGGGCCGCUCGAAGCAGCAACUGGCGGCGAGAUCCUCGGUUUCGCCAGCAUUGUGAAUUGGCCAGGAGAGGAGGAAGAGUACGAGGAAGAAACGGAGGAAGAUGAUCCAGAGGUCAGGUCCUUGCACAACCAAGAGUCCUCUGAAGUUUCGUCGAUCCAUCCUCCGCCCUUGCCGAGAACGGUUGCAGGGCGCUUUCGACUGCGGGGCGAGAUUGGCUCUGGCUCCUACAGCGAAGUCUACAUGGGAGAGGAUGGCGAUGCGGGCGACAAUGUGGCCAUCAAAGUCGAAUGGCACCAUGCCGAGAAGGGUGCGAAGCUGCUGGAAGAAGCAAAAUUCUACAAAUCGCUCGGGCUGCACAACGGCUCGGCUCCUCAGUGGCCGCUCAUCAGAUGGGUUGGUACCGAAGGGGAGUAUGACAUGAUGGUCAUGGACUUGCUCGGACCAUCGCUGGAUGCAUACUUCAAGCACUGUGGGUCGUUUAGCUUGAAGACAACUCUAACGGUUGCCCUUCAGAUAAUCGACCGCCUCGAAUACGUGCAUAGCUGCGGCAUCUUGUACAGGGACAUCAAGCCGCACAACUUUUUGAUGGGUUUGGGGGAACACAGUAGCCGAGUGUACAUCGUAGACUUCGGGCUUGCCAAGAGGUACAUUGACAAGCAUGGCCGGCAUAUUGCCUGCUCCAGCAAGAAGCGGAGCGGCGUCACCGGCACCGUGCGGUACAGCUCGAUCAAUGUGCAUGAAGGAGUUGACGCGAGUCGUCGCGAUGACCUAGAAGCCACAGGCUACAUGUUUGUGCAUUUUCUUCGAGGCGACUUGCCCUGGCUGGGCCUCAAGGCUCACUCCAAGAAGUCCAAGCACAAGGCGAUUGGCCGUGUGAAGCAGCAGACAAGUGACGAGGAACUGUGCAAGGGAUAUCCUGACGAAUUCCGUGAGUUCAUCGCUUAUUCGAAGUCACUGGGGUACGCGGACCAGCCAGACUACGAAUACUUGCGCGGCAUGUUCCGGAAGCUCUUCGAGAGGCAGGGCUUUCGCUUCGAUGGCCAGUUUGAUUGGACGGGCAAGACGCUGGGCUGCAUGUUCCGUGCUUGCUCGAUCAUGUGA
Molecule: messenger RNA, 1128 nt
Organism: Symbiodinium natans
Lineage: Eukaryota; Dinophyceae; Suessiales; Symbiodiniaceae
Source: the annotation of a GenBank genome assembly